UGCUGUACACGUUUCACUAUACGAUCACUCCCUUUAACGGCAAGUAGUUUCAUAUUUAACAUUUAACAAUAUAGUAAUUUCAGAUAUAACAUGGUACCUUGAAGGAAAGCUAUGUAACCUAUGUCGAAACUUUCUUCAUAACACUUAAGACUUUCGUUGUAAUGAUGAAGACGGAGAGAUUAUUCGUCUGUCUUUCACUAUUACAAAAUGUCUCUCGAAGAGAGUCUGUGGGAUUUGAAUUAAUAGUACACAUAAUAGGACCCUGUAAUAUUAUGAAAUUUGGUGCUCCUAUUUCACUGGUAAAGCGGUUUUAAUAACAUUAAUUUAUAGUUAUAUUCGGAGUUUAGCAUUUAUGGAACUGUUUUAUAAAAUGGAUCAGAAAUAUUUCAGAAGUUUCUAAAUAUCCUUAAAAUUAACAGAAUAAAGUAAUUAAUAAUUGAAUUCUUCCAUUUACAAACAUAAGACAUUUUAGCUCUGCUGUGAACAAUAUAUCUGAAUUGCAACAUGAAUUUUGAUUUUUUCUAGCGUCAAAUAUUACUAUUAGUAAGUUGUUACUUACAGAUUGUUAUCUGAAAAUUUUCAUUUUAAAGAUUCCAAAGAGUAUUUGCUGUUGCGGAGAAAAAGAUCUAUACUUUCCUAUUUUCUGUCAGCCAUAGCAACUCUUUGGGCACUUGAAAUUGGAUUUUUGAUUAUGACUACAUUUCAAAGUCUUCUUGUGUCCAAACUGACUUUAAAUAAACCACAACCGUUGGUGGAUACUGUGGAUGAUUUUGUCAAGAGGAAGUCGAUUUUGGGUGUUGCUCCAGAUAACAUACAACUUUCUCACGUUCUAGAGCAUUCAGGAAUAGAAGUAUAUGAGAAAGCUUGGGAAAAAAUUAAACGUAAUCAGAGACCACCUGAAAUUGCGCUUAGUGUUGAAUCCCUCCUUGAAGUGGAAAGUGGAAAGAUAUGCCUUUUUCAUGGUCACUUAAUCAUCAAACAUCUCCUUAGUGAUUUCUACAGAAAGAGAACCACAUGCAAGUUACAUCUCUCGGACAAAUAUUUCUUUCCUUUCUUUCUACCAAUGAUUCUUAGCAGAAAAAUUCCCUACUCAUUUUAUGAAAAGUUUAAUAUGGGAGUAACUCGUCUUGUAGAUGCCGAUCUGCCAGGAAAAGCAUUUAAAUCGGAUCUCCGAGAUGCCAUUCUUUGUACUAGCCACUUUGAGAAUGAGUUAAAGCCUCUCGGAUUAGAAAAUAUAUACGGAGUUCUGCUACUGUGGGGAGCCGGAUUGAUUAUUGCAACAAUUACCCUUUUCUGUGAAAUAGUGCAUGAAAAAUAUAAGAGAUAUUUUUAAUAACCCUAAGUGAUUUCUAAGGGACAUGUCUUGGAAAAAUGAACAAGAAAAUAAUAUUAAUCAACUAUGAAGAAACAUUAGUUUAUUUUAAUAUUUCUUCUACAUUUUGGAGAAGACAGUCUGAGGAUAAAUCCUAACGUCUUUAUCAGGGUUAGAAAAGAACACUGGAAUGCAGUAAUCAUGUAAUUCUUGAAUUUGCCUGUUUUUCAAUGAAUUACGAAAUGAUUAAAAAUUUGUUUCCAGGCAACAUUUAAAAUUAUUUUGCAUUAAUCAUUUAUAUAUACUUUUAAUUGUCUGAAGAACAAUUAAAAGUAUAUUCUUCAGAUAUGAUUCAUUAGAAUGUAAAAAAAGCUUAAUCACACAAAAUAAAAUUAAAAAUACAAAAUAAGAAAAUUUAGACUUGAAAGGAAUAUGAAAAAUGUUUGAAACAAAUUGAAAAGAAGACUCUUUAUGCCUUAGUAAUCCUGCUUCAUGUUUAUGUCGAAAUUAAGAUAAGUGAACCUGGUAAAGUAAAUUAAAAAUGGUGAUGUGAAAAGACUUUAAAAUUACUAAUUUAGAAUAAUUAUA
Stegodyphus dumicola is the source of this 1900-nucleotide messenger RNA. RefSeq lists its product as uncharacterized. Lineage: Eukaryota; Metazoa; Arthropoda; Arachnida; Araneae; Eresidae. The record is from RefSeq and is a predicted model, not a curated record.